This is a messenger RNA of Penicillium vulpinum, 219 nucleotides long. RefSeq lists its product as uncharacterized. NCBI's taxonomy places the organism in Eukaryota, Fungi, Ascomycota, Eurotiomycetes, Eurotiales, Aspergillaceae. The transcript has 2 exons. Bases 1 to 219 code for a protein of 72 amino acids. The record is from RefSeq and is a predicted model, not a curated record.
AUGUCGGUAUUCUUACUCUCUGGGGAUUUCGCUGCCAUUGGUGUCCAUUCGCGUGGUGACCCGCUAAUUGAUACAUCAUUCACUAGUUUACCUAUCUACUCCACUCUCAUGGGGGAGGGUGUCUCUUCCUUCCGUGUGAAAGGCUUUGCCCUACUUCUCGGUUCGUUUAGCACUCCUCUAGCCCAGGGCUCGAGGGCUCAGAAUCCAAUGAUUCGAUAG